AUGACGUUUUGCGACGGAAUCGAAGUGGAAUCUUUGGUGCAACGAGAGGCGAUGAUGCGUCACCCCUUUGUGCUCGGCAUCGGUGACGGUUCGCUUUCCAAAGAACGUUUCAGGCACUUCAUAACGCAAGACUACGUUUAUCUGAUCGACUACGCCCGAUGUUUAGCCAUGGGCACGGUGAAGGCGCCCGACUUGGAAACCAUGAGUUGGUUCGGGGUCGCGGUCGAUCACAUCCUCAACACAGAGAUGGAACUCCACCGCUCAUAUUGCGCUGAUCUCGGAAUAACCAUCAACGAGUUGGAGUCGACACGACACGCGCCGACAACGUACUCGUACACGAGCUACCUGUUACGCGUUGCCCAGAUUGGAAGUUUCGGAGAAUUGAUUGCCGCAUUGGUGCCGUGUAUCUGGGGAUAUUGGAAGGUGGGCGAAAUGCUGGCCGAGGUGGGUGAACCACAAGAUGCGCCGCACUACGCCGAUUGGAUCCGUAUGUACGCGGGUGACGAAUCGAGAAUCGUCGCGCUGGAAGCGCGUUCCAUCUGCGACCGUACCGCUGAGAACGCAGGUCAACCAGAACUUGACGCGAUGCGCGAGGCGUACAUCACCUGCACACGUUACGAGCGCGCUUUUUGGCAGAUGGCGUGGGACCUUGAGGAAUGGCCAGCGUAA
Messenger RNA from Geodia barretti, 669 nucleotides. The record is from the annotation of a GenBank genome assembly. NCBI's taxonomy places the organism in Eukaryota, Metazoa, Porifera, Demospongiae, Tetractinellida, Geodiidae.